This is a messenger RNA of Dendronephthya gigantea, 1657 nucleotides long. Its product is annotated as paired mesoderm homeobox protein 2-like. The transcript is spliced from 3 exons. Gene Ontology annotation, biological process: regulation of transcription by RNA polymerase II. NCBI's taxonomy places the organism in Eukaryota, Metazoa, Cnidaria, Anthozoa, Malacalcyonacea, Nephtheidae. The record is from RefSeq and is a predicted model, not a curated record. Gene Ontology annotation, molecular function: DNA-binding transcription factor activity, RNA polymerase II-specific; RNA polymerase II transcription regulatory region sequence-specific DNA binding. The coding region runs from base 390 to 989 and encodes 199 amino acids.
UUUCGUGUUUGAACAUGUAUACUUUUCUUUUUUAUUAUUAAUUAUAGCCAAAUGACAGACAUAGUAUAAUCUCUUGUCAUGUUUACCCAAAUUGAUAUUGACAGUUCGCGCUGCAGCGCUGUCAUUGAUUCAUAUCCGCUUGUGUUGUCGUACAGUGUAGCGCUUUGCUCGUGUGUCACAAAGGAAGGGACGCAUUUGGGGGCGGGCUCGACGCGCCGGCGAAAAAAAUUAACACUCGUCGUUAAUACGUAAAUCCUUUUAUACAAUACCAAACCCCCAUUGAAGACGCAUCGUACAAUCCCAGCUGUGAGACUCACUCAUGCUCGUAGACUCGACACGAGAAUAAAUCAAACUUGACAAGUUCGUUGAAGUUCAGGAAAUUUACAGAAAUGUCCAUCAGUUCGUCGUUCAGUAUCGACAGCAUACUUGCCAGGCCGACGUACAGGUACCUCGCUCCCUAUCAACUGCCACUGGCCUGUCCAACGUGCCCGAGUCAAGCAAGCUAUUUCAAUCAUUUGAUGACAUUACCCACACCAUACGGCCCGGAUUUUUUCCGUUUUCAACCAAAAAGGAAGCGCCGUCAUCGCACGAUCUUCACCGAAGAACAACUAGAACUUUUGGAAAAGACUUUUCAGAAAACGCACUACCCCGACGUCCUUUUGAGAGAAGACUUAGCUAUAAAAGCCGGGUUGAAAGAGGAACGCGUUGAGGUGUGGUUUAAAAAUCGUCGUGCAAAAUGGCGAAAACAGAAACGUGAAAGUCGGCAAAACGAGGAGGGAACGUCUCUGGGAAGCACCGCGUUACCAGCCUCAGUAUCGCUGUCGUUUGAGGAGAGUUCGUUACGAUUACCCAGCGGUCUCUCAACGACUUCAAAAUUGGCCGCAGCAAGCAAAGUUCUUAGCCAGAAGGUCGACUCUGCACGUGGUAUUUUUACAGCAGAGGCCAGCUCCAAGACCGCUUCGCUACAGAGAUCUCUGACUCCUUCCUGAGAAAUUAUCUUUUUGCUAUUCAUGUGUGUGUGGUUGGAUUGUCGUGGUAUCCGGUUUUUUUUUCGGAAUAUUUAGGACUGCAUCUUCACAAAAAGCCGUCCUUGCAUGUGUAAGAAAAUAUGGAAUACCUUAAAAAUAUUGUAAGUUUUCAAUGCCUUGAUACAUGAGAUCUUGAAUGAAAUACGCGACGUUUAAAAGAGGGCCUUCAUUCACUCUCGGAAUUUGAAAAAAAGAUCAACAUCUUCGACGUCAAUUUAAAAAUCGUCUUGUUUCGUGACACAUGCAAAACAAUAUCUUCAAAACAAGGCAAGCAAUGUUAUAUAUACUGUUACAACAAUUAAGGUAUGAAUUGCCCAUGCAAUGCGCAAGUUUUGAAAUUGUCUGUGGUCGCAUCUUGUGACUUUAGUUAGAGUAGGUUUUUUUGAUAGCACUGAUUCUCACCCCGAGUGGAAUGUAGUACCUUUUAGGCUUUUGCCAUCCCUUCUACAAGAGAAUUGCGUCUUUUAAACGUGCGUGUGUCAUGAAAUGGUCGUGUUCCAUCAUGCAGUAUUUAUAUAUGAUAGUACAGUUGGUAAUGAUAUAUUUAUAUAAGAUUGUAAAAAUUUAUAUGUAUGAUUAUGUAUAAAGUCUUCAGAAAGUAUACACUGAAAAAGAAAGGAUAUUAAAAA